AUGUCUACGGAUCCGCCCCUUUCGAUAGCCAUCAUUGGCGCUGGAAUAGCGGGGGUUACGCUUGCUAUUGCUCUCUCAGGGCACAGCCCCAAUAUUCACAUCACGAUUUUCGAAUCUCGUCUCCAGUUCUCGGAGAUCUCGGCAGGCGUAGGUCUCGGACCAAAUGCUGUCAAGGCGAUGGAUCUCAUUUCACCAAAGAUUACAGAGGCAUACAAUACCGUUAAGACCGCGAAUUUGUGGCCGGAGAAAGCCGAGGUUUGGUGUGAUAUUCGCUACGGAGAUGGCCCUAAAGCGGGGAACAUGAUCUCAGAAAUGAAAAGUGAGAAUGGGUUCGUGCCUUGCAGUGCCUCGAGGGCGCAAUUUUUAGCAAAACUCAUUGAUUUACUUCCCGAGACCGUGGGACUGAGGUUUGGGAAGCGAGUCAUUGACGUUGAAGGGGAUGAUGAAGAUGAACCUGGAAAGACGCGAGUGAGAUUCGAAGAUGGGACGGACGUCCAUGUUGAUGCUGUUAUUGGGUGUGAUGGCAUCCGUUCGGCAUGUCGCCGCAUUCUACUAGGUGAAAAUGACCGAGCUGCGAAUGCGGUAUACAGUGGAAAAUACGCAUACAGGCAAGUGGUGGAUAUGAGCACAGCGGUUCGAGCAGUCGGACCUGAGGUUCAAAAUCGGCAAGUGUAUCUAGGCCAAGGAGGUCAUAUUUCGACAUGUCCGAUUCGAAACGGAAAGGCUUUGAAUAUAGUGGCCUUCAAAGAUGCUAAAGGAACUCCUUGGAAGCAGAGGCAGUGGGUUAUUCCUAGCUCGCGAGACAUCCUCCUGAAGGACUUCAAAAGCUGGGGAGACAAGCCAAUAAAAUUGCAAGCUUUCGCAGUGUACGACCAAAUACGACGCCCAAGAGGUCAAGAACUCAUAAAGAGAUCCCGAAAACAAGGCAUGUUGCUUGACUUACAAGGACAAAGACAGAUCAACCAGGAGCUGAAGAUGAGAGUACGUCUAAACCAAAAAUGGGUUUGGGAUGCAGAUAUCGAAGGAAUGUUACAGCAGGCCAAGGCUCUGCUUGAUGAUUAUAAGGAGGCUAAGUAG
Molecule: messenger RNA, 1077 nt
Organism: Lachnellula hyalina
Lineage: Eukaryota; Fungi; Ascomycota; Leotiomycetes; Helotiales; Lachnaceae
Product: 6-methylsalicylic acid decarboxylase
Exons: 2
Coding region: 1-1077 (358 amino acids)
Biological process (GO): secondary metabolite biosynthetic process
Source: RefSeq, a predicted model, not a curated record